Bufo gargarizans (Asiatic toad) is the source of this 1137-nucleotide messenger RNA. RefSeq lists its product as uncharacterized. The coding region runs from base 1 to 1137 and encodes 378 amino acids. The transcript has 4 exons. NCBI's taxonomy places the organism in Eukaryota, Metazoa, Chordata, Amphibia, Anura, Bufonidae. The record is from RefSeq and is a predicted model, not a curated record.
AUGGAACUAGCAAGGUCAAAACCAGGAAGUCAAGGCGGUACCAGGGAAAAAGCAGAAUCAGCGUCAAUGUACAAUAUGAGAGUCAAUAACCAGGAGAAACAAGUAGGACACAGGGAGCAAGCGAGGAUAAGACAAAGUCAAGCAGAAGUCAAAUACCAGGAGAUGCAAAGUACAAAAGGAGCAAGCAAGAGACGAAGUCAAGUAACAAGCCGAGAUACAAACGGGCGGUCCACUCAGCUUCUGGGCAAUAUCCCGGUCCCUCGGACUGCGCUGAGCGGAGGGGUGGAUCAGCGCAGGUCCAGAGAAGAGCAGGACAGUGUGGAGGAAGGUCCCCUUGCCGUGGGGGGCGCCGAGGUCUCUUCCCGGUGUCCGUCCAGCGUGGUGCAGAGGGUCGUGCAGGUGGUCCGGGACGAAGAGCCGUCGACGUCCAGGAGCCGUGCCGGUGAAGUGUCCGUGCUGCGGGAGUCCGGAUCUGCGGCAGCGGGAGGCACAGCGCCCGUGGUGCCUGGUCUAAGGACGGCGGCUUUGGUGUGGAUCUUGGGUCACUCGUAUGUGUUUUGGGGUGCGAUCAGAGCGGAUGUCAGACCGAGCGGUCGUCAGUUGGGAUUUAGUUCGGAGUUGGCUACGGUUCGGUGGUUGGGUGUGAGAGGUAUGUUGUGGGGUGGAGUGCUGCGGGAGGUUCAUCGUUUCGUGCGGCUGGAUCGUCCUCCCGAUGUGUUGGUUUUACAUGUGGGAGGCAAUGACUUGGGUAGGCGUCCUUUUAGGGAGUUGAUUCGGGAUGUAAAGUUUGACCUGCUGAGAAUUUGGGCGUUGUUCCCCGGGCUGAUCACGGUUUGGUCGGAUAUUGUUCCGCGUAAGGCUUGGAGGGGUGCGAGGUCUGUGGAGAGCCUUAAUAAGGCGCGAGUUAAGGUGAAUAGGGCAGUGGGACGAUUUAUGGCGAAGAGUGGUGGUGUGGUGGUGCGGCAUGAGGUGUUGGAAAAGGGCGUUGGGGAAUUUUGGAGAGCGGAUGGCGUGCAUUUGAAUGCGGUGGGGACGGAUUUGUGGGCUCUGGGGCUCCAGAGUGGUGUGGAAGUGGCCUUAGAAACAAUGCCUCAAGGGACAAUCAGGCCAUCUCCAAAGACAAGAUCUAGUUGUUAA